AUGGAAGAUGGAAGAUGGACCACUGAAAAAUGGCGACUUUCUUGCGAGGAGACAAAUGUCGAAUACGCUCGUUUUAGUGCUCUUACCUCCGAUGAUGAUGAGCCGUUGUUCAGAAAGGAUGACAAGGAGUUUGAGAACUCUUCCGAUUAUUUCACUGCCAACGACGAUGACUUCAUCUUUCCAUACCCUACCAUGAAAUCUCGUAAUGCUGACAUUUUUUGA
Messenger RNA from Caenorhabditis remanei, 222 nucleotides. RefSeq lists its product as uncharacterized. The transcript has a single exon. NCBI's taxonomy places the organism in Eukaryota, Metazoa, Nematoda, Chromadorea, Rhabditida, Rhabditidae. The record is from RefSeq and is a predicted model, not a curated record. The coding region runs from base 1 to 222 and encodes 73 amino acids.